Paraglomus brasilianum is the source of this 831-nucleotide messenger RNA. Lineage: Eukaryota; Fungi; Glomeromycota; Glomeromycetes; Paraglomerales; Paraglomeraceae. The record is from the annotation of a GenBank genome assembly.
AUGUAUGAGUUGCAAGUUGAUUUGGGCUCGCCUUAUCAAGCUAACCUUAUCGGUGGGGAUGUCGAUUCUGAUGAGCUCAAAAGUGGGCAGAUUUUCGUCAAGACUCUUACUGGGUCCACUUAUUCUUUCAAAUACCAAGCAAGUGAUACCAUAGACAACGUAAAACAAAUGAUACAAGACAAAGCCGACAUUCCGCCAGACCGACAGAGACUUGUUUUUGCCGGUAUACAGCUGGAGGACGGCAGUCACACGCUCGCAUAUUACAACAUUCAAAGGGAGAACACACUAUAUUUGAUUUUACGUCUUCCUGGUGGUGGAGGAUAUGUGCUCAGUUAUUUACCCUCAAGUGCUCUGGACCCGAGAUAUGAUUAUGAUUUUACACACAUUAAGGACAUUGGGGCGAUGUUUAUGCGAGGAAAAGCUCGGUAUCGAAGACCGUGCGGAUGGCAACGUUUUGCUUUAAAGGUCGCUGGAAGAUACGACAAUGGUGAUGAUACUUGGCUUGGUGCUGGUAAGACAGCCUGGCCGGUGUCUUACCAUGGAACCACUGAGGAUAAUGCAAGAUCAAUUGCCGAAGAAGGAUAUUUGGAGAGCAAGGCACAACGUCAGGCUUUUGGGCGCGGCAUUUACUCAACACCUGACAUUAAUGUAGCCGAAAGUUAUGCAACGGAAUUUGAGUUUGAGGGCAAGAUAUAUGUGAUAGUGAUUCAAAAUCGAGUAAAUCCGAAAAAUGUAAUCAAGAUUAAGGCAAGAAAAACUAGAAAUGGCGAGUAUUGGAUUUGCAAGGAAGGGAAAGAUAUUAGGCCAUAUGGGCUUUGUAUAAAAGAAAAG